AUGAAGCUCCGGCAUCUUCUCUCGCGCCAAUACACGGAAGAGUCUUCCCCAGGACGAUCACAGGUACUUCCAGUGCUCAAGUCUCCCCUAGAAGAGCAACAAAGAGAUUUCCAAUUUAUCGACUCCGUCCCAGACACCGAUCCAAAGAGCGUGUGGGACUCGGAGAAUGGAAUCAUUCAGACCAUUCCGCCUUCUGGAACCGACAACUCCAGCAUACCGAAGGGGAAUCAUCAAGCGAAACAAAUCAAGCUCCCUUCAUCCACAGCUAAACAUUUGCCUGGAGACGAGCCCAAAUUCCGCGUCCACCAUGAAUCGUCCAGCAUCGAACUCUUCUACGACCUGUUUUUUGUGGCAAAUUUGGCAACGUUCACCAGCAAUCACCCCAUUGACGACUCAGAUUCAUUGGCCAGUUACAUGGGAUUCUUUACGCUUCUGUGGUUCACUUGGUUCCAAACCAGCUUGUACGAUGUACGGUUCUCAAUCGACUCCCUCUUUUCCCGGGUAUGUAAGGCGCUGCACUUUGGAGUGAUGACUGGAUUCGCAAUCGUGGGGCCUGUUUUCCACUCAGGUCAAGAGGACGAAAACAGCCGAGCUUUCAGAUCACUCAGCAUCAUCCUCAUGGUCUCUCGUCUGAUCCUCGCCUUUCAAUAUUGUACCGUGCUCUGGUUUGUCAGGAGUUACAAACGAACAGUCCUGCCCGUGGCACUCACGGUCGGGAUUUUAUCUACAACAGGUGCAAUAUUUCUCGGGAUAACCUUUGCCUUUGGGCCCAACCGUGGAAGCCACGCUCAGGGCGGAUGGUAUGUGCUCUCGGUGAUGGAAGCAUUAUCGGUCCUGGCAGUAUCCAGUCAAUGGCGGAUCUUGAGUUUCAAACACACUCACUUGGUGGAACGAGUCGGUUCUUUUGACACUCAUUAUCCUCGGAGAAGCUCAAUCGGCAUGGUCGUUUGCUCAGUCCUUAUCAUCUACUUCCUCUACAUGCUCUAUUUUGAUCAGAUCGACCACGAUCGCUUUGGAACAGUUCGUCAACAAGUAUGGGCGGUCUUGCAUUUUCCAUUGCACGUUGGCAUGCUCCUCACGGUUGAAGGUAGCUCCGAGCUCAUCUUGUUUCGACUCGGGGUCGAACUAUCCCAUUGGUUGACGGCCAAAGUCCAGAAUGCCUUGGAAAUGGCGGCGGAUGGAGACCAACUCAUACAAAGUCUCAACGACACACUUGAUCAAGUGCCCAGCCGCUUCACCAAAGUGGCGCCGGUCGACUAUGAUGAAUUUUUCAAGGAGCUUCAGUCUGUCAACAUUACCAACAACUCUGCCAAUAGCACCCUAGAUCAGGCGUUAUCCAUCAUCGACGUGACGUUGUCCAACACAUACGCAUGGAUCUUCGAUAAUCUGGACAUCGAAGUUCCCGAUAGGGAAGCCAAAAGCACAGUCACCGGAGGAGAAAAAUUAAGCGCUAUUGGAGCUGUUUUCGGCAUCGUAUUUGUCUACUUCUUUAUUUCUGCGGGAUGCACCAUGGCGCUCUUGUCAUUGAUGCACUACUUUGGCACAACACACAAGACCCGCCACGAAAUCAUCAGCAUUGGAGGUCGGUUCGCCGUUGGAACUGGACUGGCGCUCCUGGCGACGAUGACUGUUGCUGCGGAUAUGAGACCCUUCAGCGCAUUCUUCCUCAGUGCAUGGAUCCUUCCGACCGUCACGCUAUGCUACGGAUUUGUCAUCUUGUUAGACAAGCUGUUGGUUUGGGCUAAAGACCGCCGUCUUGAGGACGACACGGUCGAUUACGCUCUUAGCCAUUGA
This is a messenger RNA of Exophiala xenobiotica, 1794 nucleotides long. RefSeq lists its product as uncharacterized. Lineage: Eukaryota; Fungi; Ascomycota; Eurotiomycetes; Chaetothyriales; Herpotrichiellaceae. Bases 1 to 1794 code for a protein of 597 amino acids. The transcript is spliced from 3 exons. The record is from RefSeq and is a predicted model, not a curated record.